This is a messenger RNA of Quercus lobata, 693 nucleotides long. Its product is annotated as putative glycine-rich cell wall structural protein 1. NCBI's taxonomy places the organism in Eukaryota, Viridiplantae, Streptophyta, Magnoliopsida, Fagales, Fagaceae. The transcript has 2 exons. Bases 1 to 693 code for a protein of 230 amino acids. The record is from RefSeq and is a predicted model, not a curated record.
AUGGAAGCCAAGGCAAUGAUCUUGCACUCACUAAGACUAUGUGUUGGUUUGAAGGAAGUCAAUGCCCCAUACUCUACACAUUUGAAGGAAUAUGGUCAAUGGUCAUGGGGAAAUGGUGGUGGUGGUGGCAGCAUUGGGUUUAGUCCAAGUGGGAUUAGUGGUACUAUCUUUGGUCCUCGUAGUGGUCAGGGUUCUGGGGUUGGUGUAGAUGCUGGACCUGGUGGUUCUGGGGGUCAAGCUAGUGGUUCAGCUGGAGGUGGAACUAGUAGUACUGGUUCUGGUUCUAGUUCUGACAGUGGAAAAGUUAAAGGUCAUGAAGGUUCUAGCAAUGGUGCAGACAGUGGUUCUGGUUCUUCUGGUAGUGGUUUUGACACUGGGUCUAGAAGUGGUGGUGGUUAUGUGAGUUGGGGGACAAUCCCAUUGGUAGGUCUUCCUGGUUUUGGCUCUGGAUUGGAUGGCCCACCGCUAUGCACAUUAGUGAGUCUUCUUGAAUUUGGUUCAAUUAAACUGUACGUUGAUUGUGGGAACUAUACACCUGUGUUUGGUUCAAUUAAGGUCCAUGAUGGUGAGGAUCUUAGUGGCCUAAAGGGUUCACUCAUGGAAGCACUGGCAAGGAUUCAGGACAUAAUUAAUCAUCACCAUGAUCAAAAGCACACUACUACUGAGGAUGCCAUAGCCCCAGAGUCAGGGUAG